This is a messenger RNA of Candidula unifasciata, 261 nucleotides long. Lineage: Eukaryota; Metazoa; Mollusca; Gastropoda; Stylommatophora; Geomitridae. The record is from the annotation of a GenBank genome assembly.
AUGCCUAUGGCAGGGUUGACCGCAUCCAGCCUGAAGAAGCAUCCAGCGCUGCUUCCGCUGUUUGCUUGUGUGGGUGCUGGAGUUGCAUGGGCUUCAUAUUAUAUUUGGCGCUUGGCCACACAAAGCCCUGAUGUGGGCUGGAGAGCAAAAGAUGGAGACAUGCCUAACACAAGAUGGCCAGCAAACAAGCAGUACAAGUUCUAUUCACCAAAUGUUGAUUACAAAAAACUUGAGGUCCCGGAGGAGAAGCCCAAGAUCUAA